AGAUGCCUGGCGGGUAAUGUGAGUUCGUUUCCGUUUGAUAGUGCAACUGGUCGGUGUCAAAUAUCUGCGACGGUUAUUGUUCGUUCUUGCUGUUUUCAAGUUGCACGACCUGUUUAGACUGCCAGUAUUUUCGUAUUAAAAAAGCAAGGGCUCUAACGCGAAGAAAGGAACAAUGCCGAAGAAACAAUCGAGGAAUUCGUUUUACUACUUUAUGCUGGAUUUUAAGGCCCGAGAGGAGAAGAAAGGACGUCAAUUUCCAAAUGGCUUAAAAGACGUGCAGCAAGAUUCAAAAUGUAGCCAGGAGUGGCAGUCAAUGACACCUCAAGAGAAACGUGUUUAUGAAAUGAGAUCUAAAGAUUCCAAAAUUCGCGAUAGAGGAAAACAGGGCAGGUUGACAUGCACGGGUGAAUCUUUAGAUUUCGUGGAACAAGAAGCAAAGAAAGCUCAGGAAUUUGAGGAAAAUAUGAACGAUUUCAUAAAGAAUACCAUCAGUUUGGCGGUACAACACGAGAAUUUAGCUUCUACGAAAUUCUAUUUUAUCCAUGUGAACUACUUUAUCCGAAGACCUAUUGAAAACAAUCGACAUGAUCAUUAUCCCGCGGAAUUUGCGGUGGGAGAAUUUUCUUUAGAAAAUGGUAUGGCAAAUAUAUAUCAUGAAACUAUUCAUAUGAAGGCACCGUUAGGAUAUACCAGAGAGGCAUUAGAAACGAUUCAAGAGACACAUCGUAUACCACUCGAGUUAGAAGGCGGUGAAAAGGAUUUCUAUGCGAUGUACCAGAAGCUGAUAGAUUUCCUUAAAUCUGACACGAAUAACAGCAAUGGGAAAUUACCUCCAUUGUAUACAAUGAAGAAUAAUUCUGCAGCAGUUCCUGAUUUGUUGAGAAGAUUGGCUCGUGCAGCCGAAGAGGAGGAUGACAAGUUUACCGUUUACUCCCUGGAAACAUUAUUUGCAAGUCUUCGAAAUGCAGCCGGUGAUCAGUGUAAUAUAAAUAUGAUCCCAUUGGCAGAAAGAGAUUUGCGAAAUGAUUCCUUUUCUCAUACUCUGGGCUUAGAGUGCGAGUUCCAUCAAAAGUUAGACGGGGCCAAAUUUUUCUGCAGUCAGUCAAUUAUAAAGAGAUGGGCGUUCAUAAUAUGCGACAAUUGUUGCGAAAAGUUGGGAAUUGAAACUAUUCCUGGAAUUCACUGCCCAGUUGCCGUAUCAGAAUCAACUGGAAAUUGUCUUGAACUGUUGAGCGACAAUAUGAACUCAAUGACUCUUAUGGAAAAAAUGGGCAGUGUGCUAUCAAUGACAGGGGUAUCUGAAGAGCAUCGCCGAAAGGCGUCCGAGAGAACUCAUGCCGAAGAACAGAGACGUCGUGCUGAUUCGAAGGAUUUACAUAUUAUAGACCACAGUAAAUUGCCGAAAGAACCAAUCCCGCAGCCCAUUCCGGAGAGACCGCUUCGUCGUCCAAAGACAAAAGGGUAUGCUUGGGCUGCAGGAGAAAUGGAGCCUCCUCAGCUGAACGAUGCAGACUUUCCCGCAAUUGGUGGUAGAGGCGUUGCGUUAAAGAGAAACCUGGCCGAUAGAGUUCCUGGUCGUGGACGAGGUGGCGGUGCUCCACACCCUAAUUAAAUACCUUUUGCUAUUAUCAGUUUUCUAUUCUGGAUCUCGGUUCUUUCAUUUAGAGAUCAAAAGACAAAAGUACUGAACAUCUUAUAGUUCAUAACUACUUGCCCAAAAAAUUUAUAAUAAGUUUAACCUUUUAUUUACUACAAAAACGAAUUGCUAUUAUCAAACUAUAAUUUUGUUGGACCAAGUGUAGGCUGUUAAAUGAUAAUUUUGUUUUCUAAAUGAAAAAUGUAGGAGAAUAUACAGGUUUCUACCAUAUGUACGUUACAUGUUAAAUAUUAAAGACGUUUUUAUUGUAUGUCGGAGCAGUACGAUGUCAGUUUACAUCUGUAGGUGCGAAAAAUUAUAGACAGUAAGAAGAAACUGAAAUAUUUUGUUAUCAGCGUAUUUUUUGGUAGUGGUUCAUUAUGCGUGAAGAGUCCAUCUUAUUAGUAGACUUUGAUGAAUUUAGGUUUACCCAUUGACUAAUUAAGCUAUAGUUUUAAAAAUAUUUGCGCUAUUUCAAUACGCGACUUCAGGGUGUCUGCUUGUAGUGAGAAUAUUUCGUUUUUAUUUAUAACAUCAUUCAAAGGAAUCAUUCUAGUGGGGCUUCACUAUAAGAGGCCAAGGAGCCAUGGCACUACCAUAAAGAACCUGCCAUUUAAGUUUCUUUUUACUUCUGAAAAUAACUAUCAUUACUUAUUUUGUAAUUUUAAAACCUAAACGAUUGAAUCAUUCACUGAAUCAUUCAAUGAUUAUUUUGAAUUGUUUCGCUAGUUAUUUGCACAAUAAAUAAUUACUAGUCACUUUAGAUUUAUCUGAAACGCUUUUGUGAUUAAUAAGAUAUAAUUGUAUUGGAAAUGUUUUAUCGGAGAAUACUUAUUUUGUGACACAAUAAUAUGAAAAGCAGAUACCUUGAUACAAAGUACACUUUUGUUUCAUUGCACAAAUUUAUCCCGAAAAUAAAUUCUGGAUGAAUAAUCACUAAUAUUUCAUUGAUAAAUUUAUCAAUGGAUUUAUCCUGUGAUAACUUCAAAGAUGAAUAAAAAGGAUGUUAACAAUUCACAAAACGGCUUGGCAUUUCUUAGGAAAUAGAAUGUUUCAGAAGUAACUAAAUUGUACGUAUGUUCAACUGUUUAUAAUGACAAUUUCACGAUACGAAAUGAUGUGUUUAUUUUCAAUGUUGAUAAAAUUAUUAUGUCCCUUUUAAGUUUGUAAUAGUUUAGUAUGCUAAACAUGUUUUGCGUACUUCUUGGUUGUUAAGCGAUACUCUAAGACUUAAUUAAAUAUUUUUCCCUUUUAAUUCUAAUGCUUGUAAAAUAAAAGAAUUUUUACAUGA
Molecule: messenger RNA, 2927 nt
Organism: Orussus abietinus
Lineage: Eukaryota; Metazoa; Arthropoda; Insecta; Hymenoptera; Orussidae
Product: protein maelstrom homolog
Exons: 10
Coding region: 173-1612 (479 amino acids)
Biological process (GO): piRNA processing; regulation of miRNA-mediated gene silencing; male meiotic nuclear division
Cellular component (GO): P granule; nucleus
Molecular function (GO): sequence-specific DNA binding
Source: RefSeq, a predicted model, not a curated record